Messenger RNA from Mus musculus (house mouse), 938 nucleotides. RefSeq names its product brain expressed X-linked 3 (gene Bex3). Gene Ontology annotation, cellular component: nucleus; cytosol; cytoplasm. Bases 251 to 625 code for a protein of 124 amino acids. Gene Ontology annotation, molecular function: nerve growth factor receptor binding; identical protein binding. NCBI's taxonomy places the organism in Eukaryota, Metazoa, Chordata, Mammalia, Rodentia, Muridae. The record is from RefSeq and is marked validated. The transcript is spliced from 3 exons.
GCGGGCUUGGCAGUGACGCAGGGCCCUCACGUGACCCGGGGCUGCAGAGCGACGCAGCCUUGGGUGCAGUCGUCACGAGCGUCUGGCCAGCAGCUCGGAGCUCCUCUGCGCGCGGCGGGCUGGCAGCGGGCCCGAGGCGAGCGGGACAGAUUGACUGGAAGCCGAGAGUCCAGGCGGCAGCGGGAAUUGACAGGAGGACUACGCCGCAAGGGAUAGGCCCAGAAUAGCAACCAGGAAACAAAAUCUCAUCAUGGCCAAUGUCCACCAGGAAAACGAAGAGAUGGAGCAGCCCCUGCAGAAUGGACAGGAAGACCGCCCUGUGGGAGGAGGUGAGGGCCACCAGCCUGCUGCAAACAACAACAACAACAACCACAACCAUAACCACAACCACCACCGAAGAGGCCAGGCUCGCCGACUUGCCCCUAACUUCCGAUGGGCCAUUCCCAACAGGCAGAUGAAUGACGGGUUGGGUGGAGAUGGAGAUGAUAUGGAAAUGUUCAUGGAGGAGAUGAGAGAGAUCCGGAGAAAGCUUAGGGAGCUACAGCUGAGAAAUUGUCUACGCAUCCUUAUGGGGGAGCUGUCUAACCACCACGAUCACCAUGAUGAAUUCUGCCUUAUGCCUUGACUUCGGUCAUUCCCCCCUGAGAUCCAUACUGUGACUCCCGCUGUAGCCCUUUUCCUCGCAUUUUCCUGACAUGCCUUUAAUGACCCGUUUGUGGUGAGCCUUGUGUUAUUUCCAUGCCAUGUGCCAGGUGGGGCUUGUGUUGCCAGCUUCUAAUUGGAGAUUGCCUUCCCACUCAGUGUGAGUUUCUGUCAACAGUGCAGUGUUGCCCAUUAGCAUGGAAAGCAAUGUCAAGUCAAUAAAGCAACUGAAUAAUCAUUAUUGUGUCCUUAAAGCAUAAAUAAACAGUUAAGAUUAAAAAAAAGAGCCACAAGAA